AUGACUGAACCUAGAACCCUUAUGGAUCUAAAGUUUGACGAGCUUCCAGAUCCUAAAAGAGUAUGGGUUGGACAGCCGGGCAGCCACGAGGAGGGCCUCGGACGACUUGCUCUACUGACGGAAGAACGUGUCCGUAACGCUGCAGCUCAGGAAAUCCGGACUGGCCGGCGUAUCGGGUUGAACUGGGACGUCACGAAAUUGGAGUAUCCAAAUAUGGGGAGAACCCCUUUCGGCCACCAAAUAACACCAAUUUUAGAUGGCGUCGCCUUCGAUGAUAUCUAUACGAUGAAUCCUCAGCAAAGUAGCCAGUGGGAUGGUCUACGCCAUUGGAGCGCCAAGCCACCCGGUGAAGAUGAUCAGCAGGAACGUGUAUUUUAUGGCGGAACGACCAAGGGGGAAAUACUCGACAGAUCGAACGAUCGCAUAGGUACCCAACAUUGGGCUCGCGAGGGUAUCACCGGCCGCGGCGUACUUAUCGAUUAUGUGUCGUGGGCACAGAGGAAAGGCAUCAAGUACUCUACCUUUUCUAAUCAUACCAUCAAGCUCCAGGAUAUCCUUGACAUAGCCCAUGAGCACAAUAUCAUAUUCGAAAGAGGGGAUGUCUUACUUGUACGGAGCGGUGUUAUUAGAGAAUGGGAGGACAAAAUGGACGUCGCGGCUAAGACGGCCUACUCUUCGUCACCUUCGCCGAAGCAUGCGGGAGUAGAGGCAACGCCCGAAGUGUUAAAAUGGUUAUGGGAUACCGGAUUCGCUGCUGUGGCUGGUGACGCUUUAUCGUGGGAAGUAUAUCCUCCACAAGGUGAUAUGUUUCUUCACGAUAUUCUCCUUGUUGGAUGGGGUAUGCCUAUUGGCGAAUUAUUUGACUUGGAAAGGCUCUCUGAGAUUUGUAAGGAGUUGAAUCGGUGGUCCUUUUUCUUUACCUCUAUGCCUAUUAAUAUGCCUGGUGGUGUGUCGUCACCACCAAAUGCCCAAGCGAUAUUCUAA
Molecule: messenger RNA, 984 nt
Organism: Daldinia childiae
Lineage: Eukaryota; Fungi; Ascomycota; Sordariomycetes; Xylariales; Hypoxylaceae
Exons: 3
Coding region: 1-984 (327 amino acids)
Molecular function (GO): arylformamidase activity
Source: RefSeq, a predicted model, not a curated record